UUUAUCGAUCAUAGGCAUAUCGAGGGACAAAGGAUUGUUAUCAAUGAAAAAAUGAGAAGUUAUCGGCUAUAGUUCAUAUAGUUCAUAUCCUCACAUAAGUUACAACGACCUUUAGGAGCGGACAAUGACCUGACAAUUUCAAUAACAUAAACAGUAUUACGGUUAGAGUUUCGUCACCGUACGAUCUUUUUCGUAACUAAUUUCCAGUGCAACUACUCUGUUGAUAAGAAAGGUCGUUAUACGAGGAAUGUUACCGAUCGAGAGCUUUAUACAAACAUAACCUAAAUACCAAACAGGGGUAAACAAAAUAAAGAGAAAUUAUAUAAACUUUUUAUACGGAAUCAUAUCAGUGUUUAUGUAGUACAGUGAAACAAUGGAUAUGUCUUCCUCCUAUCCUAUGCCACAAUCCCAGUUUCCGACAAUGCAACCUAUGGCAACUGCACCUAGUGCAUACCCAAUACCUCAACCUGGGAUGCCACAACUUGGGAUGCCACAACCUGGGAUGCCACAACUUGGAAUGCCACAACCUGGGAUGCCACAACUUGGGAUGCCACAACCUGGGAUACCACAACCUGGGAUGCCACAACUUGGGAUGCCGCAACCUGGGAUGCCACAACCUGGAAUACCACCAUCAGGAAUGCUACAACCUGGAAUACCAAUGACACCUCAAGUAUUAUGUACUCUAGGUGGUUGGUUACCGCCGAAUACGAACUGUCCACCCGGUUUGGAAUACCUUAUAGUCCUUGAUCAUCUCUUCGUCCGCCAAAAAGUUGAAUUAAUAGAAGCUUUUACCAGAUGGGAAACUAAAAACAAAUAUCUUGUGGUGAAUAUUGGAGGAGAGACAGUGUUUUACGUUGCGAAACAAUCAGGAAUAUGCGCGCGGUUUUGUAUGGGGCGAUAUCGAAGUUGUGAAUUUUAUGUGAUGGACAGCAACCAAAGAGAAGUCUUGCGUAUGGUUCGACCCUGCAGGUGUGAUAGUUGCUGUUGUCCGUGCUGCUUACAAGAAUUAGAAGUAUAUUCUGGCGAUACAUUGCUCGGGUCUAUUUCACAAAAUUGGAGUCUUUGGAGACCUUCGUUUUCUGUUCGCGAUGCAUCCGGAGAAACCGUUUUAAUUAUAAAAGGACCAUGGAUUCAAUUUUGCAUGGAUGUGAAAUUUAAGGUAAAGUCUGCUGAUGGAGUACACAGAGUUGGAGAAAUUAAAAAAGAAUGGUGCGGUACGGCUAGAGAAUAUUUUACGUAUUCUAACAAUUUCGGCAUAAGUUUUCCUUUGGACUUAGAUGUUAAAAUUAAGUCUGUUUUACUCGGUGCCUGCCUUUUAAUUGAUUUUAUGUACUUCGAAGAAAAUUGAGAAUUAAAAUUAAAAAGAAUAUAGAUCUGAUGAGUUUGAAAAAGUAAU
Messenger RNA from Eufriesea mexicana, 1396 nucleotides. Its product is annotated as phospholipid scramblase 2. Gene Ontology annotation, cellular component: plasma membrane. The transcript has 7 exons. The record is from RefSeq and is a predicted model, not a curated record. Bases 374 to 1348 code for a protein of 324 amino acids. Gene Ontology annotation, molecular function: phospholipid scramblase activity. NCBI's taxonomy places the organism in Eukaryota, Metazoa, Arthropoda, Insecta, Hymenoptera, Apidae. Gene Ontology annotation, biological process: plasma membrane phospholipid scrambling.